This is a messenger RNA of Musca domestica (house fly), 4206 nucleotides long. It is a transcript of the gene Brca2, whose product is annotated as probable WRKY transcription factor protein 1. The coding region runs from base 334 to 4035 and encodes 1233 amino acids. Gene Ontology annotation, biological process: double-strand break repair via homologous recombination; regulation of DNA-templated transcription. NCBI's taxonomy places the organism in Eukaryota, Metazoa, Arthropoda, Insecta, Diptera, Muscidae. The transcript has 3 exons. The record is from RefSeq and is a predicted model, not a curated record.
CAAUGAAUUUCCCAGCUGAUUGCAUCGUCCUCAUGUCUCAUUCGUAAACAACUGAGGUACUCGGGGAUUUUGCUUUCCGUACAUUUUUUAUCGGAGAUUUUGUUUUGCUUGCCUAUUUGUUUUCUUUGGAACGUCUUUAAUUUUAGUAGUUUUGGACAUACGGGACCAUCGUCCAAACAAACAUCCACAAUCUUCUGUCCAGGAGGGCAUUCUUCUCAAAUUAUCCACAAAAAAACGCGCAACAUUCAAAAUUAAUAAAAAUCGGUGGCAAUUGAGUGCCCAAACCAGAGGCUACCAAACAACUAACAGGCUUACGACUGGGAUCCCCGAAACAUGUUAGUGCAAGAAGAAUCCAUCUCAUCAAGUCCCUCCACCUCGAAUAAAUCUAUACGCAACGUUCGAACGAUAAGGAAGAAUAAAAGAAAUUCCAAAACUGUAGAAACAGUCGCAAGCAACAAAAACAAUGAAGAUACUCUGCGAUUUUUGUAUUAUGAGUCGGACGAGGAGGAAGAUUUGAAUAAAACCUUUGUGGUCACAUCGUCUCGAGUACCAGAUUAUGAGCCUUUUGAAAUGGAAACAAUGUUGAUGCUAGCUGAUCGAGAAUCUUCUAAGAACAUACCCAGAAACACCGAUGUACCACAACAGCACGAAGAGUUUCAAACAUGUCAGAGGCUUGUGGAAACUGAGUUAAAUGAUGAGGACAUGGCAGGCAGGGACAAUGAUAAAUCAUUUUUCAUUACCGAAUCAGAAUUAUUAAACUGCUGCAUUGAGGCAGAUCAACUGGAAAUAUCUACCCCCACAAAGAGUUUACGUUUGGUUAACUCUAUACUUGAAGACUUUGCCAUGUCGCCUUUUACCAAAAAGUCAUUGGAGACCAGUGCGCGGAAUUUGGAGUAUAGUCCACAGUUUAUACUUAGGCAAAUGCCUGAAAAAACAUAUUGCCGUAGGAAAAGGCAAAAGAAAGAUUUGAACAGACGCCUAGAGUUUUCAGAAUCACCCAAGCCUGCAGACGACAAAGAAGACGAUCGUUUAAGUAAUGGUAGUUCUGUUAUAUCAAUGCAAGAAAUAAGUCAAAGGGAGGAUGAAGAUUUGUUGGAUACCACAACUGCUCCUGACUUAUCUAAUAGAUUGAGUGAAAAUCUUCUAGAUCUGACCACAUUUUUUACACAAGAUAAUCCACAAGUGGAACCAGAUCUUUCAACAAAUGUUAACAGGGUGUCUUAUCUAUUAGAAGAUAUUGAAUGUAUGAAACAAUUUUCGAAUAGGAGGCAUCAUUUGCAUUCCUAUAAUUCCGAUGAAGAUUUUAUGGGCUUUGCGAGGGUAACGGAUGAUGAAAAUGAAACAUCAUUACCCAAUGAUGUCCACGAAGACGACCAAAUGAAUGAAACGCUUAUAAGUCCACAAAAACUACAAAUAUCGCACCAGCAUGACCAGGAAAUGAAUGUAUAUUUUGAAGAUGACCAUGAAAUUGGAUCAAGGAAACAAACAACAUCAAGAAAUAAUUAUCAAGAAAAUUGGUAUGAUGAUUCUUCCGAUCUUUUGGCAAUGAUUAAAACUCAGGAAGUUUUAUAUCAGCAGAAUAAACAUCAAAUAUUUGAAGUUGCCACCCAUGCUUUAUCUAGAGAAAGUAGUAAUUCCAAUAAACAAUUUAAUAAAGUGAACAUGGGUUUCCAAACAGCUUCUGCCAAACCCAUACAUAUUUCAAAGGAAGCUGAAAUAAAAGCAUUAGAAAUUUUCAAAAAUUUACCAGAACUUGAAGCAGUAAAUGAAAAAAGAAGUAACACAUCACCAAAGAAAAGGCUAAAUGAUAUUAAAUGUGGAUUCCAAACGGCUUCCGCUAAACCCAUACAUAUCUCAAAAGAGGCUGAAAUGAAAGCAUUUGAAAUGUGCAAAAAUUUGCCAGAAUUAGGCUCCAUUGAAGGUGUGUCAUCUCAACAAAAUGUUGCAAACAAACGAAACUGUGAUAGAAACCCAAGGAUUUCAGAAAAUUAUACAUCAGCAGAGCCUCUGAAAACGAGAAAUAUGUGUACAGAAAACGACCAACCUUCAACGUCUAAAGCAGCUGCUAAAAUGGCUUUGUUGCCGUCGAAUAUUAAAGAAAAUAAUGAAAUUAACGUCGAGCAAGAUAAACAAAUUGAAGAUUAUUGGGAGAAUGAGGCCGAUUUGGCCGAUGUGAUAUUUAGUGAAUGGCCUUUGGAGGAAUUGUUGGAAGGAAAAUCAUCCGCGACUAAAAAUACCAAAGAAAAAUGUCACCCAUUGAAAGAUCAAAACAAUGCAGGGUGUUUUCAAACUGCAAGAGGCAAGAAAAUCUCAGUAUCAACUAAAGCUCAGGGUGCUGUUGCUCAACUUCUUAAGGAAUUUUCAAAUGAAACAGAUCAAAGUUCUCCCGAACAAGAUCUACUCAACUUGAAAAAUAAAAUAUUAAGCAAAAACCACAAAUUAACGACUAGCAACCAACAAGAAAGUAAUAUUAAACCAAAUACUAAUUUGCAAGGCUUUCAAACGGCUGGUGGCAAAGGCAUUAAAAUCUCCAAGAAAGCUGAAAGUUCUGUGGCAAAUCUCUUGCAGGAAUUUCAAGCAGAUUUUAACUCUAAUAAUUUAGAACAAAAUCUGGUUGAAAUGAAAAGUAAACGAAAAGAUUUAAUUAAGACGAAUACCAAGGAAAACAACUCAUCUGCAGAAAUAAAUGAAGGUUUUCAAACUGCCGGUGGUAAGAAAUUAAUAAUAUCUGAAAAAGCUAAAAAUUCUGUUGCCAAUCUUUUAUUGGAAUUUCAGUGUAAAAAUGAUAUAAAUUCUUGCGAACAAGAUCUUGCAGAAUUGAAAGAGAAAAUUCACCAUAAAAAGAAUCAACUUAAGACCAAAGAUAACAUAUCUACAAAUGAAGACACCAAUUUACAUGGAGAUAAAGAAAAAUGUAAAGCCGAACUUACUACCACAGAAAUAGCUAAAGAGAAGAAUUCAAAUUUUAAUGUUUCAAAACCAAACGUAUUAAAUGGAUUUCAAACAGCUGGUGGUAAAAACCUGCAGAUUUCAUCCAAAGCAAGAAAGGCUGUGGAAAAUAUUCUAAAAGAAUUUCAGAAUGAUGCCAAUACUGAUUAUGAAGCAAACCUGAAGGAAGCUAAAUUAAAAAUGCAAACUAAAAAUAAUCAAUUGAAGUCUAUAAAAGAAAGGCAUAUAGAAGAUUUACCUAAUAUUAAUGACACAUUACCAAAACCAUCGACCCAUAAUGUAAAUACCCCCGGAACGCUAUCCAAACAACCUGCCAUGCAACAUAUUUUGGAAUCACCUUUAAAUGCUUUACCCACAAAAUCUGUGAUAUCUGACAACAAUGAUAACUCGUUUCGAGAAAAUAAUUCUGCCGAAAUAAUAAUUCCAUCUACCUCUAAACGACGACUAGACAAUGUUAACACUCCCCUGCCACCCUCAAAAAGGAUUCAACAAUCUUUUUCAGAACUUUCAGUGCAAUCACCGCUUAAUACCUCAGCCACCAAAUCAAUAAUUUCAAGGAAAAAUUUAUUGUCACUUAGAAAGAAACCAAAGCAAAGAAAACAUUCGUAUGGCAUUAGCAAAAACUCAAAUAAUUUCAAUGAAGACUUGGAGGGGGGAAGAGAUAUUCCAACUAACUUAAUAGAAGGACAGCAAGUCAAAACUCCUCUUAAAGCUAAAUCAAUGUGCCACCUAAACUCUCCAUGGACACCAAAUGUAAAUGAUUUCUUUAAAAAUGCACCAAAUUGUAGUACACCGCGCACCAAAGAAGAUUCUGAUUCGGAAGUACAGCAAGAUUUUAAAUCCAUUGCCUGGGAAGAAAAAAGUGCAUCCUUCUCCAAAACCACAAAACUUAUUGAGGAAUGUGGCAGCAAUAUUACAUUAAAUUCUCCCAAUCCAAGUGCCAAUGAUCGCAUUGGCCGUUUGAAAAUGUAUGGCGAGGCUCCCCCAAUAACGCCCAUUUCAAUUGACAUCCCCAACAAUUGUCGUCCUUCCGGUUUGAGGCGUACCCGCCGGAAAAUUACCAAAACCAAUUCUGUAAAUAAAUGACAAUAUAUUUAUUAGUUUUGUGUAAGUAUGUUACUACUAUCUUUUAAUACCCUUGCCUGUAUAUAUAGAAUUAUAAUUUAUUUUUAAGUGAACCAACAACCCAUGGUAUAUUAUAUUGAGAGUGUGUAUGAAUGUAUUGAAAAUACACAAACCUAUUUGAAAGCCAAUGAA